UUUCUUUCCGUCGCUUUGCCUUCCCUCUAACACUCUACGACUCUACGACGCGACAACUCGCCAUGGCUGAUUUACAAGGUCGCAAGGUCUUCAAGGUUUUCAACCAGGACUUUAUCGUGAGCGAGCAAUACAAUGUGACAAAGGAGCUUGGCCAGGGAGCCUACGGUAUCGUGUGCGCCGCAACCAACGUCCAGACCGGCGAGGGCGUCGCCGUCAAGAAGGUCACCAAUGUCUUCAGCAAGAAGAUCCUAGCCAAGCGGGCUUUGCGAGAGAUCAAGCUGCUCCAGCAUUUCCGUGGUCAUCGCAAUAUCACAUGCCUGUACGAUAUGGAUAUUCCCCGACCGGACAACUUUAACGAAACAUAUCUCUAUGAGGAAUUGAUGGAAUGUGAUCUGGCUGCUAUCAUCCGUUCUGGCCAGCCUUUGACCGAUGCCCACUUCCAAUCCUUCAUCUACCAGAUCCUCUGUGGUCUCAAGUACAUCCACUCGGCCAACGUCCUGCACCGUGAUCUCAAACCCGGUAAUCUGCUGGUCAAUGCGGACUGCGAGCUUAAGAUCUGCGAUUUCGGCCUGGCUCGUGGAUUCUCAAUCGACCCGGAGGAGAACGCGGGAUACAUGACCGAAUAUGUCGCGACGAGAUGGUACCGCGCACCGGAGAUCAUGUUGAGCUUCCAGAGCUAUACCAAAGCGAUUGACGUCUGGUCCGUGGGCUGCAUUCUCGCUGAGCUCCUCGGCGGCCGACCCUUCUUCAAGGGCCGUGACUAUGUCGACCAGCUGAAUCAGAUCCUGCACUACCUGGGUACACCCAAUGAAGAGACCCUGGCGCGCAUUGGAUCGCCCCGCGCCCAGGAAUACGUGCGCAACCUGCCCUUCAUGCCGAAGGUGGCCUUCAAGCAGCUGUUCCCUCAAGCCAACCCCGAUGCGUUGGACCUGUUGGACCGCAUGUUGGCAUUCGAUCCGUCGUCACGUAUCUCUGUCGAGGAGGCCCUCGAGCACCCCUACCUGCACAUCUGGCACGACGCCUCGGACGAGCCGAACUGCCCCACGACCUUCGACUUCCACUUCGAGGUCGUCGAAGAAGUCCCGGACAUGCGCAAGAUGAUCCUCGACGAGGUCAUCCGCUUCCGCGCUACCGUCCGCCAGCAAUCGCAGGCCCAUGCCGCCCAGCAGCAGCAGGUCGCUCAGCAGACUAACAUCCCCAUUCCGGAUAAUCAACAGGGUCCUUGGAAGACCGAGGAUCCUAGACCUCAGGAGGCUACCGCUGGCGGUGGUUACAACCCUAAUGACUUGGAAUCCUCGCUGCAGCGCGGCAUGGACGUGCAUCACCGUUGAUACCUUUUCUUUCUUCUUUCUGCCGUUUUUCUCGACUUGUUGGUUGUUCGGCGUGUUGAAUCCGAUCGUGUCUUCCAUCGCGCCCUGCAUGUUGAUCUAAUUUAGCCAAGAGAUACCUUCAGAGAAACAAAAAAAGACCGGGAUGAUUUACAUGGGGUUUUAUUUUCAUUUUUCCAUUUCCAUCUUAACUCCAAUUUUGAACUCGGCUUUCUCAUCUCUAUCUGUUGUUCUGCGGUCUGCGUUCACGCCCGAUUUCAUAGCUUGGACUGUGUCUUCGUGUCCUAUUUCCUUUUGAUGUGACUUUUGUGUUUAUGUCCGAAUCCUUUCACUGCUUUUAAAGUUUAGGGUGCUAUUGGUUGUGGUUCCUGGUUGGAUAUGAUACUUGGGUCAUUACUCUGUGCAUUGCAUCUCUUUCAAGUAGGUUCAUCAUUAGAUAGAAUGUCAAUCAAGUCUUC
Molecule: messenger RNA, 1786 nt
Organism: Penicillium samsonianum
Lineage: Eukaryota; Fungi; Ascomycota; Eurotiomycetes; Eurotiales; Aspergillaceae
Gene: mpkA
Product: mitogen-activated serine/threonine-protein kinase SLT2
Exons: 5
Coding region: 63-1331 (422 amino acids)
Biological process (GO): protein phosphorylation; intracellular signal transduction
Cellular component (GO): cytoplasm; nucleus
Molecular function (GO): ATP binding; MAP kinase activity
Source: RefSeq, a predicted model, not a curated record